AAAGUACCCAGUCUUCAUCAGCACCUUUGCAGUCACCUGUAGUGGCAAUAGCACGAAGCGCAGCUCGGACGGAUGAGCCUAGUGUAUCGGCCAUGCCCAUAGUUGCCCAAUCAAUGAACCCAUCUUUCGACAACGAUCCUUCAUCUCUCUUCAUAUCCAGCAAAUCCACGCAAUCCAGAGGCAGGUGAGCGUCUGAUCUUUGGACGUGCAACCCUGACUUCAGAAGUCAGUGGCCACACCCCGGCCCUUGCGAGGGGGCGUGAGGCGCGUGGCUGUGAGCCAAAAUGCCUGGGGGGAGCUUCCUUGAAGAAGCGCUCGCACUAAUGAUUUGGUUCCUAGCUUUUAGGGAAACUUCAGCAAAACCAGCUAAAGCAUACCUUGAUUGAGGGUGCACUGAAUGUCCCAUGUGGCUUCGGGUGAGUUUGUCUGAGGCAGAGGCGCAGCAACAGGAGAUUGAGAGAAGAAGACAGGAGCUGCAGGUUUUGGAGGCGGAGAGAGAGGACAUUCGGGCACGAAAGAUGGAGGAGGAACGACGCUUCACCUCAGAGCUCCAGAAGUGGGCGGAACAGCAACAAGAGGAGCUCAGAAAGCAUAGAGAGGAGCUACAUGCGUUGGAGGCUGAGCGGGAGGAGAUGUUGAAAAAGAAGUUGGAAGAACAGCAGAAAUUGCGAGAGGCGCAGGACCAAGAGGCUGCUGAAGCACAGCGGGUGCGAGAGCUCCGCAGCAAGGAGGCCUUAGAGCAAGAGGCGGAGAUCCAACGUAAGCGAUCCUUGGACAACAUGGCCGGAUUUCAACCCAGGGAGCCAGGUAGCCAUACUCAGUAAAUGGUCAUUGCGUGAAAUGGUCAUUGCAUGAGAUAGUCCGCAGACCGAAUUGCUGAUGCAC
This is a messenger RNA of Durusdinium trenchii, 885 nucleotides long. The record is from the annotation of a GenBank genome assembly. Lineage: Eukaryota; Dinophyceae; Suessiales; Symbiodiniaceae.